UUGUAGAGUAAGCAAGAGUGCUGGAAAUAGCUCGAAUGAUGCUGUGCAAUCUUGAAUGCACCCCAGAAGAACGGAAGAAUAAUUGAUUGCAACAUUGCACAUCAUUAGAUGGCGGUAAGCAAAAGGUGAUAUCCGACUCAAAAUAUACAGUUUUGGAUUUCUAGGGAAUCAAUUUAAUUAUUUUAUUUUCUAUUGCUUGUAUGGAUUUAUUUCAUCCAACGCAUAGCUAAUGCAUUGCGUAUGGAGUCUUCCCUUCGUGUCUGUGCACACGAUUUUCUCAUAUCCUACAUUUCUUGAACACUGAGUCAAGCCGGGGUCGCUGACCGCUGAGCCGCAAUGGUGGAGAAGUCUGACCGGGCACCUCUGCUGGACUGGGAGGAGGUUCCUUCGACAGAGAAGCCUGUUCCAACACCAGAACAGGAGAAGGAAGUCAAGGUGCCGAGCCCCACAAACAGUCGGGCGUUGGGAUGCACUGCACCGGGGAUAGGGUGGAGCACCAGUCCGGGGGGUCCCAUGUCUUUAACAGCAGCAGUCUCUAGCACCGACAGAGCAGACACAGCUCUCUCUUGCAGGAGCAUCGUCCACACCUCGGGGGAAUGUGAUGCUCCUUGUCAGGAUAAGGAUGCCCAUACCCCUACCUCAGGACAAGGAAAGGACCCGCAUGAUAUCAGCAUGGUGAAAUGGGAGGAAAAGGAUCAGAUUGUGGCCGUGUUUGUGGUAACAUUUGAUACAAGAUCAGGUAACAUGUUGGAGUGGUGCCUGCCAGGGGACAUGAAUCUUGAUGGAGUUGAAUUCAAGGCUAUGGCCAGUGGCUCCCACAGAGUCUCCAGUGACUUUAUAUACUUCCGUAAGGGCGGAUACUUUGGCCUGGCGUGCUUCGCAAACAUGGCGGUGGAGAGUGCAUUGGAGAGAGGUGCCAGGAUGAAAUCUGUGGGUAUUUUGUCAACCUCAUAUACUCUGCUGUACCGAUACAUGGGCUUCCUGGAGCACCAAGUCAGGCUCCAACUGAAAACACCUGGCCAGUACUCCCCUCUGGAGGCAUUUUAUGAGGAUAAGAGAGCAGUGCUGCCCCCUGAUGGGGAAAGCGUGGUUACUGCAUGUCCUGACAAUGCCUGGGGAGUAGCGCUCAACCACUGCAUGCACCCGGAGAUGAAGAUCACCCACCCAGCGGGCUGCAUGUCCCAGUUCAUCCAGUUCUUUGGGGAGCAGAUCAUGGUCCUGUGGAAGUUAGCUCUGUUGAGGAGGCGCAUCCUCAUCUUCUCACCUCCACCUGUUGGUGUGGUCUGUUAUAGAGUAUAUUGCUGCUGUUGCCUGGCCAACGUGUCCAUCCCAGGGGUGGGCACAGCGGUGCCAGAGUUUCGCCCAUUCUUCUAUGUCAACGUGGCAGAUAUCGACACCCUGGACACUGAACUGUCAUACGUAGCAUGUACCACAGAAAAGAUCUUUGAGGAGAAGAAGGACCUUUAUGACGUCUAUGUGGACAACCAGAAUGUGAGGACGACCAGAGAGAGCUUGAAGCCUUUGCUUCGACUUAGCCCCGCAGACAGGGAGAAGUACCGAAAACUCACUGAACAGAGGCAAAUGCUGUUAUAUUCCCAGGAAGAAAAUGGAGACUGUGUAUCCAGUGAAGAGGACCACUUCAUUCUGUUUUUCCUGGAGCAGAAUAACCGCAUCUUUCAGAUACUGAGUGAGGUGGCCGGGAGCCCUGAGCCCACCCUGACCCAGGAGAGUGUCAGGGCAAUGGGUCUGGACCCUCAUGGAGACAGGCUCUUUUUGCUCCACCUGCUGGAGACAUAUGGCUAUGACAGCCUUCUUGUCACUGACCACCCUUGCUGCAGCUAAGGUCUGGGGAAGGGCAAACUGACUGACCUACAGGUUCUACCAGUCCAGAGACAGUGCAGACAGUCUGGAUUAUAUGAGUCCACAAAGUUUUUGUCAAGGCUCGACUAGGACGGUGUUGAAAAAUGGUCUCAUAUUAGGACUAUUGAUCUAGGAGUUGUAUUGCCUUUCAGGUAUUCAUUAUAAAUAUACAGACAGGGAGCCUGAUCCCGGCAUAUAAUUAUAUCGACAGGGAAACUGAUCCUAUCCUUUCAUUGCCACUGGAAAACAAAUACAGGGCCAAAUGGCCAAGGGCCAUUGGGGCAAAAGAACCAAACCAAUGAAUGACAAGAGUUGUUGAACAAGAAGACCUUUGGAAAUUUUCUGCACUGUUCUAUGAUGUUUUUAACUCACACAGUCUGGAUAAUUAACCAUCACCUUCCUGCCUGUCAAAUAAGAUGUACAAUACAGAGGAAUGUAAUUGGUGUUAAUACCCUCUUAUUCUGGAGGUGACACCACAUGAAAACGUCCCGGAACACACUAGAGAUUCUGUGCCUCUGACGAGAACUUAUCUAAUGAAGUCAUGCUAAGGUUUCCUUUGGUUUUCGAAUGGGGUAUUACCUAAAGUUGUGAAUUGGUUGUAAUGUUCUAAAAUGGAAGGACUUCUCAGUUCUCUUAAUGGAAUUUAUUAUUUAUUUGUGUUUUCAAGAAAUCACCAAGCUGUUCUGUGUAAAUAGAAAAUUAUUGGUAGAAUGUGUUUUAUGACAAGAUUCCUUAAAUGUGCUACUUUGCCUAAAACUUCUGGUCAAGCAUUGUAUACAAAUAGUACUCCAUCGUCCAUUAUCAUGAUACUAAGUAUACAAUUCUACUUCACACUCAGAUUUAGUUUCUGUUGAAAUUGGGGUCUGGGCGUACCAGCAGACUUUCUGAUGAAGUCCAUCAAUGUAGGAAUGUAUCAGCUUUAUAUAUACAUUAUCACUCAUUGACUUUGAGGUUGUGGGUUCUAAUCUUAAUGUGUAAGUGUUAAUAUUUUCACCACACUCUGUGAAAUAUACAAUGAGAUAGGUGAACACAUUUGAUCGUGGUGGUUUAAUUGUUACAUUGCCUUCAGACAGUGUUGGUUCAGACCUCAUCUCUUAUGCCAGUUGUGUAAGUUUCAGUAACUAUUGAUGUGAAACAUGAAAAGAAAUGUAUUAAAUGUGAAGGAAGCAG
Molecule: messenger RNA, 3030 nt
Organism: Esox lucius (northern pike)
Lineage: Eukaryota; Metazoa; Chordata; Actinopteri; Esociformes; Esocidae
Product: DENN domain-containing protein 11
Exons: 9
Coding region: 337-1842 (501 amino acids)
Cellular component (GO): cytoplasm
Source: RefSeq, a predicted model, not a curated record